UUUUGAAAGUCCCUAUCGGAAGUCUCCGCUGUCAGCGUAACAACCAGGACGUGGGUUUUAUAACUUGGAUCCAAGGCGGCAACGUUUCUCAAACCAAACCUCGCUCAACAGUGACAUUUAUACACAAAUCGUGAAUUAGCGUCUUCGUUUUCUCCCACAGAAACCAGCAGGUUAAACUGGUUUAAACCGGUUAAAACCGGUGAAACGCCAGUGUUGUUGUUACUGGAGGUCAGCCUCGCGUCCACAUGCUUUCCUCGGGCAGGACCGUCUCCUCCCGGCUGCUGAGGCCGAUUUCAAGGCUCUCUCCCCGGCUGGGCUCUGACGGAAGAGCCGCCAGCUCGAAGCAGCAAGAGUUGAUAAAGAAACACGACCUUGAGAAAGAUGAGCUCCGCCCCCUCUACAUGGACUUCCAGGCCACCACGCCCAUGGACCCCCGGGUGCUGGAUGCCAUGUUGCCCUACCAGGUGAAUUACUACGGUAACCCUCACUCCAGAACACACGCCUACGGCUGGGAGAGCGAGAGCGCCAUGGAGUUGGCCAGAAAGCAGGUGGCUGAUCUGAUUGGAGCAGAUCCCAGAGAGAUCAUCUUCACCAGCGGAGCCACCGAGUCCAACAACAUGGCGAUCAAGGGCGUGGCCCGGUUCUACCAGACCAAGAAGCGCCACGUGAUCACCACGCAGACGGAGCACAAAUGUGUGCUGGACUCGUGUCGAGUUCUGGAGUCUGAAGGAUUCAGUGUCACCUACCUGCCAGUCCUGCCCAACGGCCUGCUGGACCUGGAGCUGUUGGAGGCCUCCAUCCGUCCUGACACCUCUCUGAUUUCCGUGAUGACCGUCAACAAUGAGAUCGGAGUCAAGCAGCCCAUCAAGGAGAUUGGUCAGAUCUGUCGCUCUAAAGGAGUCUUCCUCCACACUGACGCCGCUCAGGCUGUCGGAAAGAUUCCCGUCGACGUGGCAGACUGGAAGGUUGACCUGAUGUCCAUCAGCGGCCACAAGCUCUACGGACCUAAAGGUGUGGGUGCUUUGUACGUGCGUCGCCGGCCGCGAGUGCGCUUGGAGCCGCUGCAGAACGGGGGCGGGCAGGAGAGGGGGCUGCGCUCCGGCACCGUGCCCACCCCUCUGGCUGUUGGGCUGGGAGCCGCCUGCAGCAUCGCACAGCAGGAGAUGGAGUACGAUCAUGACAGAGUGUCCAUGCUGGCUAAUCGUCUGGUCCAGAAGAUCACGUCUGAGCUUCCUGAUGUCAUCAUGAACGGAGACGCAGUACAACGCUACGCUGGUUGUGUCAACUUGUCCUUUGCGUAUGUGGAGGGGGAGAGUCUGCUGAUGGCGCUGAAGGACGUCGCUCUGUCAUCUGGGAGCGCAUGUACGUCAGCGUCUCUGGAGCCGUCAUACGUCCUCCGAGCGAUCGGAACAGAUGAAGACCUGGCUCACUCGUCCAUCAGGUUUGGUAUUGGCAGGUUCACCACAGAAGCGGAGAUCGACUACACGGCAGAGAAAUGCAUCACGCAGGUCAGCCGGCUCCGAGAGAUGAGUCCUCUGUGGGAGAUGGUUCAAGAGGGCAUCGAUCUGAAGAGCAUCAAGUGGACGCAGCACUAGACUCCUCCCACUUCCCGUUUACUUCCUUAUUGACGAUGAUGACGGACAUAGGUUCCCAGGAAACGCUGUGGAUGUACUAGCUUUACCUUCCUGUCGACAAACAAACAAACAAACAAACACGCACAAACUUCCUGUCCGACUUGAAGUCUGUUUGUAGCUCCGCGUCUCCGUAGAAGCGCCCCUCUUGUUGCUCUGCGAGGAGCUUGUUGAUCGCAGGUUGUUGCAUGUCGUGCUGUGACACCGUGGUCCUGUAACAUCAUGAAGUGCUUUAUGACACGAAACUGGGAAACCUGCAGGGGAAAAUAUAUUUACUGAGGCAGCAACAAAGCGGUGUACUGCCAGGGGAAAGUCCUAAUCACACAACUAGAAUAGAAUAAGAAGCUGCUGCAGGAUUAGCGUAAACAUAUUGAAAGUAAGUCUAAGUCCGAGUGGGACUCUCGUCACUUCAUUGUGAACGCAGUACAUUUGUCUCUGUCGGUAUCUCGUAGGAAUGAUGGCUCCAUUCUUCCAGUAAUUUAUUCGGCCCGUACUGGACUGUUGUUGAUGGGUUUUGAUCUCAAGUUAAGCUCAAAGAUCUACGCUGGGGAUCGGUGGGCAGUUACAUCUCACAAAUGUGGUCGAGGUUUCCUGAUAUGAAUCGAUGGUGGCUGGUCCGAACAGAUUGAAAAGCCCGGCUGCAUCGACUCCUCCUGGCUGCAUCUCCCCCCCCCAACAAAUCUGUCUCCAUGGUGACAAAAAUGAUUUAGAUGCAGCUGUUGGAAAGUUUUUUUAGACCAUCCAACAAGCGCUUUGUGUGAAGCAGACCACGGCCUCUAUAAAUAAAGCAGAACGACUGCCGGUCAGAGCUUAACCCGGUUUGUCUGGAACAAAAUCCAAAGUCGUGCUCAUUAGAUUCUCUGCAGUCUGGAAAUGUUGAGAUAAUUUCCGUUAUGCAGGAAGUUGCAGAUUAAAAAUGAAAUCAAGCAAUCGUGAAGUGUGUUCAGUUAUUAUAACUUUAAUUCUGCUCAUCAUGUUUAAACUUUGACUGUUGAUUAAAAGAGAAAGAAAUUACAUUUUCACUUAAA
Molecule: messenger RNA, 2659 nt
Organism: Cyclopterus lumpus (lumpfish)
Lineage: Eukaryota; Metazoa; Chordata; Actinopteri; Perciformes; Cyclopteridae
Product: cysteine desulfurase, mitochondrial-like
Exons: 13
Coding region: 246-1595 (449 amino acids)
Biological process (GO): [2Fe-2S] cluster assembly
Cellular component (GO): nucleus; mitochondrion; cytosol
Molecular function (GO): cysteine desulfurase activity; pyridoxal phosphate binding
Source: RefSeq, a predicted model, not a curated record